AUUGCUGUUACUUUCGUUUUUCGUUAAAAAAAAUUUUUCAGACUGCUUGUCGUGUCGUCUCCUACAGCUCUCUCUGUCUUCUACUGCUCCAGUUUGAUUCCAUCAAUGGACUAUGGCAGCUUAACUAUCAACAAGACAAGAGGCAAAAAUGGCAACUCUCUCUCGCAAAUCGUUCUCCUAUAUGCCUAAACAGUUAGCUCAAUGCAAUAACUCAACCUCACACCCAACGCCAUCGCCAACUUUCGUUCCAUUCUCUGAGCUUCAACAACAGUUAAGGCUUCUAGAAUCCCAGUUAGUCUCUACAAUUGAGUCCUGCACCAACCUCGCCCAAAUCAAACAAGUCCAUAACCACAUUCUCCGUAAAGGCCUUGACCAGCGCUGCUAUGUUGUCACUAAGCUUGUACGUACACUCACCAAUCUCAAUAUUCCAAUGGAUCCUUACCCUCGCUCUAUACUUGACCAGGUCAAGUGUCCUAACCCUUUCCUAUACUCUGCUGUCAUUCGGGGUUAUUCAAUUCAAGGACUUCUAACUGAAUCUGUUAAAGUUUAUGGUUUAAUGAGAAAAGAAGGCGUUGGACCUGUUUCAUUUACGUUUUCAGCUAUUCUUAAGGCCUGUGGUUCGGUUCUUGAUGUGGGUCUGGGGAGGCAGAUGCAUGCGCAGUCAAUUUUGAUUGGUGGAUUUCGUUCUGAUUUGUUUGUGAAUAAUACUUUAAUUGAUAUGUAUGUAAAAUGUGGGUUUAUUGAGUGUGGACGUAAAGUGUUUGAUGAAAUGCCUGAAAGGGAUUUGAUUUCUUGGACUGGGUUAAUUGUUGCGUAUGCAAAACUUGGUGAUAUGGAAUCUGCACGUGAGUUGUUUGAUGGGUUGCCUGUUAAGGAUAUGGUGGCUUGGACAGCAAUGGUCACAGGUUUUGCGCAGAAUGCUAAGCCAAGAGAGGCAAUUGAGUUUUUUGAGAGAAUGCUGGACACUGGCGUUGGAACUGAUGAAGUAACUUUAGUUGGUGUUAUUUCAGCUUGUGCUCAAUUAGGUGCAGCUAAGUAUGCUGAUUGGAUUCGUGAUAUUGUUCAGAAACCUGGGUCUGGUGCUAGUCAUACAGUUGUUUUAGGAUCAGCAUUGAUCGAUAUGUAUUCAAAGUGUGGAAGUGUUGAUGAUGCUUAUAAAGUUUUUAAGGGAUUGAAAGAUAGGAAUGUGUUUACUUAUAGCUCAAUGAUUAUAGGGUUUGCGAUGCAUGGGCAUGCUGAUGCUGCGAUUAAAUUGUUUAAUGAAAUGGUUAAAACAGAGAUAAAACCAAAUGAAGUAACAUUUAUUGGACUGCUUACUGCAUGUGUUCAUGCAGGUAUGGUGGAAGAAGGUUUAAACAUGUUUGAAUCUAUGGAAACACAUUAUGGCGUUAAACGGUCAGCCGAUCACUACACUUGCAUAGUGGAUCUGCUUGGACGAGCUGGACGUUUGACAGAAGCAUUAGAACUUGCUGAAACAAUGCCAAUUAAGCCUCAUGGAGGAGUCUGGGGAGCUCUUCUAGGAGCUUGUCGAAUCCAUGGUAAUCCUGACAUUGCUACAAUUGCAGCUACCCAUUUGUUUGAGUUGGAACCUAAUGCUAUUGGAAACUAUAUCAUGCUCUCGAAUAUAUAUUCAUCAGCUGGUAGAUGGAAUGAUGUUUCACAGAUAAGGAACUUGAUGAGAAAGAAAGGUCUGAAGAAGAAUCCUGGGUGUAGCUGGAUUGAAUCAAAGAAAGGAGUUGUUCAUGAAUUCUUUUCGGGCAAUAUGACCCACCCGAUGUCUAAUGAGAUUAAGCAAGUGUUAAUGGAUCUUCUGGAUAGAUUGGAGGCUAAUGGAUACAAGCCAAACCUGUGUUCUGUGCCUUAUAACAUGAGUGAUGAAGAGAAGAAGCAUAUACUAAUGACUCAUAGUGAGAAGUUAGCUUUAGCGUUUGGGUUGAUUGUUACAAGUCCUGGUUGCCCCAUAAAGAUUAUGAAGAACUUAAGAAUCUGCCAAGAUUGCCACUUAUUUAUGCGUGGUGCAUCUCAAAUCAUGGGAAGAGAGAUUAUUGUAAGAGAUAAUAUGAGAUUCCAUCAUUUCCAUAAUGGGAUAUGCUCCUGCGGUAAUUUCUGGUGACUUAAUGGGAUUUGAAUGUCAUCCAGGUUUGGAUAUUACCAUUGGAAUCUAUGCAGCAUGAAUAUGAAUAGAAGAUGCUACAAUGAUUUGACACGGACAUUGCCAGCAGAGCCAUUCUUUAAAAAAUUUAGCAUAUUAUGAUGGCAUGUGAGAAGCUUAACUUCUGUGAUAGAACUGCCGGACUCCAACACUAACCCGAAAGUAAAAUGUCUUUGAUUCAUAGAUUAGAGAUAGCCUGACAGCUACCCUUGGAUGCCUCCAGAGCACUCAGAAAUUGAGUAAUGGAAGAACAGGGAGAAAAUAGCACUAAGCUUGGACUAGCUAUUUCUGAAGAAGAUGCAUCCUUUGAUGCCUCCCCAUGCGAACGAGCCAAGCAAAAAUGGUCCAAGACUGAAGAUCCGGCGGUCGAUUUUUUUUUUUUAUAAAGUUUAGAUUCUUUACCUUUUUUUUCUGGAAGAAAAUAGCAUUAUUAUUAUUAACUAAAAGGAACAGAAUCAGCUAAAACAAAAGCAACAUUUUAAUAAUGGUUUAGAUUUCUAAUAUAAUAUCACAACCCAGAUGUUAUUCUUU
This is a messenger RNA of Jatropha curcas, 2683 nucleotides long. Its product is annotated as Pentatricopeptide repeat (PPR) superfamily protein. NCBI's taxonomy places the organism in Eukaryota, Viridiplantae, Streptophyta, Magnoliopsida, Malpighiales, Euphorbiaceae. The record is from RefSeq and is a predicted model, not a curated record. Gene Ontology annotation, biological process: RNA modification. Gene Ontology annotation, molecular function: zinc ion binding; RNA binding; protein binding.